UUUGAGGAUAAGACGAGUGGCCGGAUUUGCUUUCCUCUGAGUUGCCUGUUCCUGUACGCGUUUAUGGCGGACCCGGACCCGAGUCCGCUAGCUCGUGUGCUUUUGCAGCAGUGUCUGCACGCGCAGCUACAGGUGAAGCCUGCCGAGCCGGGCGCCGAAGCCAGAUGGGUAGAGAUCCAACGUGGUCUUAUAAUCUAUGUAUGUUUCUUCAAAGGGGCCAGUGAAGACAUUCUUCCCAAAAUGGUCAAUACACUCCUGAAUGUGAAAUUAAGUGAAAGUGAAGGUGGCAAAUAUGUUUCUGUUUUGGAUUUGCCAGGCAGCAUACUUGUAAUACCACAAGCCACACUGGGUGGUAAAUUGAAAGGAAGAAGCAUGCAAUAUCAUGCCAACAUUGAAAAGGAAAUUGGGCUAGAACUCUAUUCCCAGUUUGUGAUUCAGUGUGAAAGACAACUGGCUGCUAAUGCCGAAUGUGCAGAAGCUGGUGUAGUCCUGAAGUAUGGCACGUAUGGAAACCGACAAGUAUUGAAAGUAGAUACAAAUGGACCUUUCACUCAUCUGAUUGAGUUUUGAGAAAUAUGUGUUCUGGGGAAGAAAUGGUGACCUGAAAACGGCUCCACUAAAAGCAGAUCCUGUGGCCGCAGCAGAAUGAAGAGCUGGCGAGUAGACCGGCUCUUCAUAAUUCCUCUCCUCAUAAUUCCUCUCCGGAGAAGGAGAGGACUUGAGAUCACCCACAAGUACUCUAGAUAGUUGCUCCUCGUGAGGAGACCACAAGACAGCUGGCCGAUGUCUUAAUAAGUAAAAGGGAUAUACAAAUAACAAA
Messenger RNA from Candoia aspera, 820 nucleotides. It is a transcript of the gene DTD2, whose product is annotated as D-aminoacyl-tRNA deacylase 2. The record is from RefSeq and is a predicted model, not a curated record. The transcript has 4 exons. Lineage: Eukaryota; Metazoa; Chordata; Lepidosauria; Squamata; Candoiidae. Bases 64 to 570 code for a protein of 168 amino acids. Gene Ontology annotation, cellular component: cytoplasm. Gene Ontology annotation, molecular function: D-tyrosyl-tRNA(Tyr) deacylase activity. Gene Ontology annotation, biological process: tRNA metabolic process.